Messenger RNA from Quercus lobata, 1139 nucleotides. RefSeq names its product prenylated RAB acceptor 1.H (gene PRA1.H). Lineage: Eukaryota; Viridiplantae; Streptophyta; Magnoliopsida; Fagales; Fagaceae. The transcript is spliced from 4 exons. Bases 70 to 774 code for a protein of 234 amino acids. Gene Ontology annotation, cellular component: Golgi apparatus; endoplasmic reticulum. The record is from RefSeq and is a predicted model, not a curated record. Gene Ontology annotation, biological process: vesicle-mediated transport.
UAAUUUUGUGAAAUUCCAAAGCAAAACAAACCCCAGUUUGGGGAGUAGUUGGAGGUGAAGAGUUGGGAGAUGGUAUUCUCAUCCAACCCCUUAUCCCUCAGUCUUCCCGAACCCGCCUUUGAGUCAUGGCUCCGCGACUCCGGCUACCUCGAAAUACUCGACCACUGCACUGCCACCACAACCACCACCACCACCACUACCACCAACUCUGAUGACCCCUCCUCCACCACCUCAACCACUACCUCCAUCACCAGCUGCAUUUUAUCCCAUAUUGUCACCUUGCUCUCCCUCUUCACCCUCAACCCCUUCUCCAAACUCACCGCCGAUGACUUCUCCGACCAAACCCCGUCCUGGACUCAUAGGUUUUUUGGGUUCUGCGACUCCUAUUCCUUCCCUUCCUCGCCAGCUCAGGCAAGGCUGAGAGUCCACGAGAAUGUCAAGCGCUAUUGCAGGAACUAUGCCACCUUGUUCAUAAUCUUCUUCGCAUGCACUCUGUAUCAAAUGCCCCUUGCUCUUGUUGGAUUGAUAUCUUGUUUGGCAUUAUGGGAUGUUUUCAAGUUUUGUGCUGAUAAAUGGGGAUUAGAUCACCACCCAGUAGUUCGACAGUGUUUGGUUCGCAUUGCACAAUGUGUGACUGCUGUUAUUCUGAUAUAUUCAAAUGUUCAGAUGGCUAUGUUCUGUGCACUAGGCAUCAGUUAUGCAGGCAUGCUUUUUCAUGCUGCAUUCCGGAAGCUGGCUCCUGCAAAGCAACCAUCUCGUGGGAGAAGUAAGUAAUAGGUUUGGGCAAAAUAAGCAUAAUCAUGCUUAGCUAUACUCUGAGGCCUGUUUACUGCAAGAGAUCAACGUCUCUGACCUGACUUUGAUACAGAAGAUGGUGCUCGUCAUGUAGAUAAUAGAUAAUCAAAUUCAUGUUGAUUUUUGGUUCUUCGUUAUAACCUCACUUGCCAUAUGUGAAAUCCUAAGUUGUAUUAAAUCCUCUGAUCAAACAAUUUGAUGGCUUUGACCUAGUCAAUAUGUCAAAGUGGAGGCUUGUUAUUUGCUUUAGCCUUGGGCAUUUGUUUAUGAAUUGUAUAAUGGAAUUGUAGUUAUACCAGUCAUUUUCUAGGUGUGAUUAUACAAGGUCUAAAACUUCAUUUUUA